Molecule: messenger RNA, 2538 nt
Organism: Penicillium lagena
Lineage: Eukaryota; Fungi; Ascomycota; Eurotiomycetes; Eurotiales; Aspergillaceae
Product: AP-3 complex subunit beta
Exons: 3
Coding region: 1-2538 (845 amino acids)
Biological process (GO): intracellular protein transport; vesicle-mediated transport
Cellular component (GO): membrane coat; AP-3 adaptor complex
Source: RefSeq, a predicted model, not a curated record
AUGGAAACAAUCUCCAGGAUCUCCUCGAUGCUGGAAACAGCACGAGAGCUCACCCUCGAGGCCGCCCAGUCCGCCGCCAGCAAUCGCAGCUCGAAACCCGACUACUCGUCGCGCACUUACUCCGUCGCCCACAUCAAGAAGCUACUGGACAGCCGACAUGAACGCGAGGUCUUGGAUGGGAUGCGGAGGGUCAUCUCGUUGAUGUACCGCUCUGAGCCCUCCCUCCCGUUCUUCUCGGCCGUGGUCAAAAACGCCGCCAGUGCCCACCUGGAAGUCAAGAAGCUGGUUUACAUCUACCUGGUUCACCACGCUGAGGCCGAGCCGGACCUGGCCCUGCUGUCGGUGAAUGCGAUCCAGAAAUCGCUUACAGACCAGAACCCGCAGGUGCGGACCAUGGCAUUGCGGACCAUGUCUGGAAUUCGAGUACCGGUAAUCAGCCAGAUCGUGUCACUGGCCAUCAAGCGGGGGUGCGGUGAUAUGAGUCCACAUGUACGGAAGGCAGCGGCCCUGGCCAUUCCCAAGUGCUAUCGCUUGGACCCGAGCACGAUGCCCCAGUUGCUGGGAUAUCUGUCAAACCUGUUGGGCGAUCCGCAGUACUUUGUGGUUGGCUCUGCGGUCGCAGCCUUUUUGGAUAUCUGCCCGGAACGGAUUGACUUGGUCCACAAGCACUAUCGCGGUUUGGUGAAGAAGCUGGUGGAUAUGGAUGAAUGGGGUCAGCUGGCGACCUUGCGUUUGUUGACGUUUUACGCGCGCAAAUGCUUUCCUCGCCGAACUCAGAAGGUAAAGCAGGCAGUUACCAAGGCGUUCUACGACGAGGACCAGCCAGAUCAAGGCGCCGAGGACUCGGGCGAGGAAUACGAGGUCCCCGUGGUAGACUCUGACCUUGAGCCUUUCCUCCGCGCAUGCAAGUUACUACUGCAGAGCCGCAACUCGGCCGUGAUUGUCAGCGUUGUCCGCUGUUUUCUUUACCUGGCUCCUCCAGAGUAUCUGCUGUCUGCUGUUGGUCCUCUGGUGGCCCUCCUGCGGAGUCCGCAAGAUAUGCAGCUCAUUGCUCUCUACAAUAUUGUAGCAGUGGCCUUGCGCGACCCCAAGCCGUUCGCCAAAUAUACCGCGCAUUUUCUCGUCCAUGCCAAUGAUACGCCGCAUAUCUUGCAUCUCAAACUCGAAGUGCUAACAAUUCUCUUCCCGCAUUGUGGGAAACAUUGGAAGAGCGUGAUAAUCAGUGAACUGGAACAUUUCUCCAAGGGCACGGACCCAGAUCUGGUGCGAGAGAGCGUGCGAGCCAUCGGACGUUGCGCACAGGGAGAUGCCAAUACCGCAGAUUUAUGUCUACGCAUCCUUCUCAGUCAGAUCUCCAGCCUGGACGGGAACCUGGUGUCGGAGUCUCUGACUGUUAUCCGCCAUUUGAUUCAACAGGACCCGACAUCACAUAAACAGACUGUCAUUCAGCUUGUCAAGCAUCUUGGGUCAACAGCCCAUCCUGACGCCCGAGCCACCAUUAUUUGGCUUGUUGGCGAGUUCGCUGGUAUUGACGUGGAUAACAAUAUUGCACCCGAUGUUCUCCGUGUGUUGGUGCGAAGCUUCGCGGACGAGCCAGAGGUUGUCAAGCAACAAAUCGUUCUCCUCGGUGCUAAAGUGUACCUUCAGCAUCUUCUCAAGAACCCUCCGAAAGAGGACUCCACUGAAACCACAUCGCCGGAAAAACCUGCGAUCAACACACAGAAAUUCCAGAAUGAGUGGACAGAUGAUCAGCUUGAAGAGCAGAUUCAUCCCCCCGAGAAUGCGGGAGAGGCGAAGGGCAAAGAAAAGCAAGAAGGCGUCGAGACAAAAGAAGGAGAGGAAGAAGACCGCAUCACUCUGCUCUGGCGCUACAUCCUGUUACUCGCUCGCUACGACACUUCCUACGACCUCCGCGACCGAGCUCGUCUCUAUAAAGCUCUCCUCGCCAGCCCAUCCUCCACCCCGCUCGCCAACCUGCUUCUUCUCGCCCCGAAACCAGUACCACACGUCCCAAGUCCCUCAGAAACACGCAAGGAUCUUCUAGUCGGAUCUGCAACCCUAGUUGUUGGUCCAGAUGCCGGUCCCUACGGCUUGCGCGGUUACGAGAACCUUCCGGACUGGGUUGAACUAGGCCACGAGCCAGAUUCGAGUCUGCGCGUCGAAGAUGUGAAACCGGAUUCAACUCAAACCCAGCUCUCGAUGACCGCCGGCGAACGACUCGAUCGAGCCCUCCGUGAACAUCAGACCUCUGGCGGGGCAGGCAGGAGACAUAAUGGUGCCGCAGUGCCGACGGACCCAGCCGGGAAGAAGACCCUGAAUCAGUGGUUAGACGAGGAAGACGAGGAGACCGAGACUGAGAGCGAAACGGAUUCCGAGGAAGAAGAGACCGAUUCGGAAGAGGAAGAUGAGUCCGAGGAGGAGGACUCUGAAGAAGAUGAAGACGGGGAGGAAGAGGAGACGGACUCCGAAAGCGAGGCUGAUCACAUAGCAACACAGCAGUUGCUGGCUCAGCCUGGUUCGAGAACUCCAAAUGUAUAA